Ipomoea nil (Japanese morning glory) is the source of this 1296-nucleotide messenger RNA. Its product is annotated as midasin-like. The record is from RefSeq and is a predicted model, not a curated record. The transcript is spliced from 3 exons. Bases 1 to 1296 code for a protein of 431 amino acids. Lineage: Eukaryota; Viridiplantae; Streptophyta; Magnoliopsida; Solanales; Convolvulaceae.
AUGAUUCCAGUUUUUGAUAACGAUCCGAAAGCAGUGAUGCCUGAAUCCGAAGCUGCUCCACACUUAAACGAUGCUUUACCAGUGACCAACCGAACUUUGGGAAAAGAAAAGGCUCUCGUCUGCAUUGAACUGAAGAAACCACCCCUUGAUCCUGUCUUUGAAGAAGAAAUGAAGGAAUUCAGACUUGCUCUCCUAUUAUCCAAAGUCAAAACUGUGUUAGAGAAAAGUCAUCAAAAUGAUCCAGCUUGCAAUAUCAGUGGAUCCAAGGACGACAAUGGGAAAGAAAUUGAAGAUGAUGUUGAAGUCGAGGAAGCCGAUGCCGAAGACGAAAGAGUAAACGAAGAUGAAGAUAGCAAUGACGAUGAAUCUACUAAAAAUGAAUCUCCGAAUGAAGGAAACAACGGAGAUGAAGAUGAUGAUGGAGAAAACAAUGAUGAUGAGAAUGAUGACAAAAGGGACGAUGAUGAGGAGAAUGAGAAGAAAAAGGACGAUGAUCAAAAUGAUGACAUUGAUGAUGAUGAUGACGAUGAUGAAAAUUCAGACUAUGAUAGUGAAUCUCCUAUCAUAGGCAACACCGAACUCAUACCCGACAGAUCCCCCACACCUCACUCAUCUCCACCCAAGGACACUCCUCCUCGUGAUCCUUCCCCUUCUGUAUCUCCACCAACAAAUAGUCAGAAUGUUGCAAAUCCAGCAAGUGAUGGAAAAAUGGAAGCAUCACCUCGUGAUGGCAAAAUGGAAGCAUCACCUCGUGAUGGUAAACUGGAAACAUCGCCACGAGAACAUCAAGUCAUUCUUGAACACAGAAACGCUCUUCGCAAACUUAUGAGCGUUCAUCCCGAACAAGGCUAUAAUUUCGAAUCUCUUGAUCCCGAAAACAUCAUGCAGAAAAUGUUAAACACAGUCCAUCAAGCCGAACUUAUACAUCAACAGUUGUCCAAGCUUUCUAACUCCCCAUGUGCUGAUGCCAAAAAGGGGAAAAGAAAAGAAAUGAUGAUGAUGAGGACGAAAACAGAAAUCGAUCACCAUCUCGCCCAGAUGAAUCUAGAAGGAAUAAUGAAGGAAGAACCACGGGACAUGAAGAAGGAAGAAGCACAAGAUCCUCACCGAGAUCCACGAGACAUGAUGAAGAAAGAAACACGAGAUCUUCACCCCCAGCAUUUAGGUAUCGACAACAGCCCUCUUCAAGAUCCAAACAAUACCCUAUCAGACCUCGUCAAUCCUUCGAAUCCAAUUCAGAGUUCAUAUUUUGUGGAAAAACGAAUAGAGAGAACAAGAAUUUCCGCCAAAGGCUGA